Messenger RNA from Paramuricea clavata, 5782 nucleotides. The record is from the annotation of a GenBank genome assembly. Lineage: Eukaryota; Metazoa; Cnidaria; Anthozoa; Malacalcyonacea; Plexauridae.
GCACUAAAUAUGGGAUGCGCAGAAGAUCGGCGCACCGAGCAAAAUUAUCGUCCGACGAAAUUCGCAGUAAAAUCUAGAAAAUUUUUGUAAAUUUCUCCCAAAUUUGAGGAUUUUUUUGCCUAAAUGAAAGCCUAAACUGCUGUAGAAUGGCUACGAGACGAACUGGCAAGUUAGUUCAGCGAAGUAAGCCGGGCGAAAACAGCACAAAUGAAGUAGACCCCGCGAUCGACAUACCUGAAAUUGACGAAGAUGAAACGGAGACGAAAGAGACUCGCUUAACUUUAAUGGAGGAAAUCUUACUUCUCGGUUUAAAAGACCGCGAGGUUAGAGCUUUAAGCCCUCGUUUUAACUUUAAAGAAUGUUCUUUUAAACGUUCACGGUUUUUCACGGCGUUUAUUUUGCCUUUUAUAUAGGGUUAUACAUCGUUUUGGAAUGAUUGCAUCUCGGCCGGUCUACGUGGCUGCAUUUUAAUAGAGUUAGGAGUACGGGGUAGAAUUGAUCUGGAAAAGACCGGUAUGAGACGAAGGGGCUUGCUUAGUCGAAAAGUCGUUCAUAAAAGCAUCACGCCGACAGGGGAUGUGCUUUUGGACGAAGCUUUAAAGCAUAUAAAAGACACACAGCCUUUAGACACGGUUCAAAAUUGGAUAGAGUUGCUGAGCGGUGAGUAUUUAUACAUUUUAAUUUGUUAUAUUUGUACAGUUAUAACUGUAUAAUAUCAUUCAUGGGAUAAUAUGAAAAGAUGUUACCCUCAGAGCCAUUUUAGGGAAACAUUUCUUAAGUAGUCUUUUACAAUAAGUUCUUUUAUACAGUAAUGGACAAGUAUAUAUAUAAAUUGCAUUGCACAGAUUAUAUUGGAACGAUCAUAUAAAAAAAGUAUCGGAGAAUAUUGCGAUCAUAUAAAAAAAGUAUCGGAGAAUAUUGUCCAUUGACUAUAUCAAUAGUCAAUUGGCAAUCAUGAUAUAUGAAUUGAUACAAAAAUAUUACUUUUUGUGAAAAGUUAAAGUCUGUACAGUUAAUGUUCAUUUGUAAAUUCCGUGGACACUUUAAAAACAAUUUAGCCACAUAGGCUUUUUAAUAAUUCAUAAACUUUAGAAGUGAUUAUAUUUGGAUUUAGGGACCGUUACAGCGAUUAAAUCCAUGAUAAAUUCCAUCCAAUGAUCAACGUAGCACAAAAGAUAAACACUUUAAAUGAGCCACUAGCAGAUAAAAGAUAAUAUCAAUACUACAGAUACAAUUACUAUCAUAUGCUAUGCAUUGUUUUGAAAAUCAACUAGUUCUCUUCUUGUCUUUUGAGUCGUUUUCAUGUCACUUGGCAUUGAUCACCAUAGAUAUCUUAUAUAGACUAGAUAGCACAUCUCUUUUAGUAAAAUUGAAGCCAAGAAUAUUCUAGCGGUUACCCCCAUUUGAAUAGAUGGCGGCCGUGUUGGAGUUUCCCACUCGCUAAUAAACGCUUAAAAAACAACAAUAACUUUCAUCAUUUGAAUAGUUUGAAAAUGUAUUUGGAAUAGGUUUAACUUAAUGUUUAAGUUCCCUGUUUAACAAACAGAAAACAUACAAGUCUUCUCAUUUCGUGGGAAUAUCCUGAGCCUGCAAACACGGCUUCAAUUUUUGAAUUGCAGAAUAAUUAGAGGCACUAUCUAGGGGUGCACCGGAACCAGUUUUUUAAGUUCCGGCCGGAUACAACCGGAACCGGAUCCGACCGGAACUGGAAAAAAAGUACCGGCCGGAACGGAACCGGAACUAAUUUAUUAAGCCAUAUAUAGUCAUAUGUUACUUUGUCAGCUGCCAGAUAAGCAGACACUUCAAGCCAUCAAGGAGAGAACUUGCAAAUGUUAGAAUAAAAAGAUUGACAAGCGUUAAAUGUCAUAAUGAAGUGUUAAUAGUGUAACUGUGACCUUUUGUUAGACACAAAAACGUUUGAUAUUCUAUCUCUCUGAAAACGACAGAGUUCCGGUUGCGGCCAUGCUUUUUUUAUUAGUUCCGGCCGGAACCGGAACUCUAAAAAAUCGGGGUUCCGGUGCACCCCUGGCACUAUCUAGUGUAUAUAAGAUAUCUAUGUUGAUCACUCAUCCACUAAACCAAUACAAGUUGGUGUACUGUACCCCAAAGAAGCUAGCCUGUGUACAUAUUGUAUUAUGUUGUAAUACAGUCUGUGAAAAUUUGUGGCAUUGCUUGUCGUCCCCCAUCUGCGCUACCCAGAUCUGGGUAGUUGAUUCUGAUGGUCAUGACUGAACUUAAUGGUUCUGAUUGGCUUGAUAUAAAUAUCAAUGACAGUUGGACUUUGAUUUUCAAAAUCAAAAUAGUAUUUUCUUGGCACUUGAUGGUCAUUGUAAAUUUUACUUCUCCCUAUGCUUCAAACUACUAAAUUUUUGAUACAAAAAUAUUUCUAAUGUAUUGCAGAUUAAUAUGAUAUCUAAUUGAACGGAUGAAAUGCAACAACGAGUUGAAAAUAACUGCAAUACCGGAGCAUGAUGUGGUUUGUUUACGUUAGCCAGAAAAGUCAGAACUUUGUUGACUUUUGAACUAAGCCAAUCAGAAUCUAUUGAGUUUAACUAUGACCAAUCUAAAUCAACUACCCAGAUCAAGGUAGCACAGCUGGGGGUUGAGAAUCAAUGCCACAAAUUUUCAGACUGUAUUACAGCAUAAUACAAUUUGUACACAGGCUACAAAGAAGCGUACUUGGCCCUCUACUGUUUCUCGUUUAUGUAAAUGACAUUCCUUCUACUAAAACCACUAUGGAAUUGGGAUGUAUUGAUUAAAUAGGUCAUUCCAGAAAACAUCCAUACCUUCCUGUGGAAGAAAUUGGAAGUUUACCCCCAUUUCAGAUGUCCUAAUGUACUUACUAUUAUCAGAAACAAAAUUUUUCCCCUCUCUGGAUUGCAGAAAUUUCCUCCGUGGGGGGAGUGUGGAUCUUUUCUGAAACGACCCAUUAGAGGAAAAUAAUGAAGUCAGGCGCAAUGCAAUCCAAUGGGUAAUAGGUUCACCUAGUCAUCCACCCGUCUUUGUUGUUACCAUUUGUGGUCAAUCUUGAAGAUUGAAGAUUUUAUUACAUACGUUUAUGUUUCAAACAUUACAUGUUUGAGUGCCAAACAUGUCAGGUUUGUUAAUGAAUGUGAGAUUGUUUACAUAAAAUAUCACUAUAUCAGUAUGUUUUGUUCACAUGCAUGCCAGGUUGCAACUUUUCAUAUUUUUGAGUGCCACACUUGUAAAAUUUAAGCUAUUGUGCAAGAUAAAAUGAAACAUAUAUGUAACGAUCAAAAUUAAAAACAUAUUCAUAUGCUACCAAAAUUGAAAAAUCAAGGUUUUUAACCUACGAUUUUACUCGUCAGGGUGAGAGUACUGCCACUCAAUGGGUUAAUCAGACUAUCUGCCCAUACACCCUGUUAACCCUUUAAGUGGCAAUGCACCCAGUUGCGCCCCACUUUAUUAUUUUACUUGGUCUAACGCCAGACAAGUGCUGCCACUCAAUGGGUUAAACAUUGAGUCAACGGUGCAUAAUAGUUCAUGUUUGAAAUGUAAACAAAUGUGUUCAAAUCGUCAAGUUUCUAGUUUGAAUUUUGAGCAUUUGAUAGAAUAAACAUCUAUUCCCGUUCGCAAUUAAAUAUUUUGUUUAUUUAGGUGAGACAUGGAAUCCGUUCAAACUUGGUUUUCAAAUGAGAAAUGUUCGUGAACGAAUCGCCAAGAAUCUCGUAGAAAAAGGUGUACUCACAACAGAGAAGCAGAAUUAUGUAUUGUUUGAUAUGACAACCCACCCCGUCGUCGAUGCUUCAAUAAAGCAGCGUGUUAUCCGCAAAGUUCAGGAUUCCGUCCUUAGCCGAUGGGUAAACGAUCCUCAGCGAUUUGACAAAAGGACACUAUCCCUAAUUUAUCUUGCACAUUCGUCCGAUGUAUUAGAAAAUGCUUUCACGGCACUUUCUGACGAAGAUUACGAUGUUGCGAUGAAACAUGUUCGAGAAUUACUAGAUCUAGACCCAGAGGUGGAAAGCCAAAAGCCGAACGCUAAUGAACUUAUGUGGGCUGUUGUGUCUGCCUUCAUUAAAUAAAUUCAUAUAGGAAAAUAGCAGUGGUAGAUAGCAUCAUUUUCGUGGACAUUUACUGUGAUUUCAACAUAUUAAGGGAUUGGUUUUGGAACGUGCAAGAAUCAAGUUUCAAAUGUUAUUCCAUUCCAGUGUUGAUCAUUUUCUUCAGUUAGGCUUGAUCAAAUAAGAAUGCAAGUCAUAUCCAAAAACGUAUUGAAUGAAUCUGUUAGCUAAGUUCACAUUAAGGCUUAAAAAUUAUCAACAGAAUAAAAACGGUUUGGAGAAUUGCUGAAAAUACAGUAGCACUCCUUGUCUAUGUUGGUAUAUGUUUCACAAAAACUUGUGGGUCAUUAUGUGUAUAGGUCGACUUUACGUUAACUUAUGUCAUGGCAACCAUGCAUUUUGGUGGUAUUUCGACAAAAGAAUGUCAAUUGUCAUUGAAUUUGGCACGAAGGGGCUGUUCAUGUGAGUCGGGCUAGCUGGGGUGAAUACUGAAUAGUGUCACGAAAAUCUUUUCUAAUCAUAAAAGAUAAUUUGAAAGAACUUUAUACUGUUACUGGAAUCUCCUGGCUCUAUAUGAAUAGCCCCUAACAUGGCUGCCGUUUUAUUGUCUUGUAAAUCCAAAGAGAUUGGUUGCAAUGCACCCAAUGCAUUUUUGCCUGACCGAACAAUAGCAUUGCUUAAAUCAUGUAUGGUUGCAGCCAAUAUGGUAGGAUAUGGAUAUGGUUAUGCAACCAGAAAGCAUUUUUCCAAAAUGCAGCUUUGUUACUGUGAAUGUUUUGUUGUGUUACUGUAAAUGUUUUGUUGGGCGCCUUUUGUAAUACUUGAUGUGUAAAGGCACGAAAAACAUAAAUGGCCUUACAGUCGUGCCAAUAAAAUGGCCUUACAGUCGUGCCUAACUUCGAGGAGUUCCUCUGAACAAUUCCUCAACAAUUUGAUAAGUUCCUUAAAAAGUUCCUAACUUCCUGUUUCAUUGACCAAUCAGAUUGCUCAAAAAUAAAAUAUAAAAUUUGAUUGGUCAAUGAAACAGGAAGUUAGGAACUUUUUAAGGAACUUAUCAAAAUUUUUAGGAAUUGUUCGGAGGUGUUCCUUCAAGUUAGGAAAUGAACUGGUUACUGGUCAACGCUGAUAUUGGCACGACUGUAAUAACCACGAAUCCUGUUUGACUGAGCAAGUUUGCCAAACCAUGCCUGCUUAAGGAGACGGGCUAGCCUGGCUAACUCGGCUUCGACACUUUCCUAAAAUAAAGUUGAUGGAAAUAUUCGGUUUAGAAUAGGCUGGACAUGUUGGUGGUAUUUCAACAAAGUAAUCUCAUUAUCUUUUUUGAAUUUGAUACCAAUAUGGCCAUUGUCUUAUUGUGUGUGGUUUAACCCCGCCUAUAAAACGGCCCUUUGCUCGUAUACUUUAUCCACCAAAACUAUCUACCAUUCACUGAAAUUGUACAAACCGAUUAGCAUAUCACAUAAGCAAGAACAAUCAUUACCAUCUACAGCUGACAGUUAUAAGAUUUGUAAUUUAUGGAACUCCGAAAUCUGACUAUUUAAAAUGCUCUUAUCUGGUGAACGAAAAUGAAUACUGUAUUUUGAUGGUUACUUGUAAUAACAGUGGGUACUUGUAUGUAAUAAUGUAGAAUUUUUUAGUAAAUAUAUUUUUCGUUGACUCAAUAUAGUUGUGUCUUCUUUCGUACUAUUUAUUUAUUAAACAGGGUUCGUAGCGGUCUUUGAAAUCCUUGAAAGUCUUUAAAUUUGAUUUCAGGUCUUUAA